Molecule: messenger RNA, 3971 nt
Organism: Phanerochaete carnosa HHB-10118-sp
Lineage: Eukaryota; Fungi; Basidiomycota; Agaricomycetes; Polyporales; Phanerochaetaceae
Product: glycoside hydrolase family 74 protein
Exons: 19
Coding region: 84-2612 (842 amino acids)
Biological process (GO): xyloglucan metabolic process
Cellular component (GO): extracellular region
Molecular function (GO): protein binding; cellulose binding
Source: RefSeq, a predicted model, not a curated record
UCUGUGGUCAUGUUGUGCAGAUGGUCUGUCGUGGCUCGUAGGGACGCGUCUGCGACGGCCAGAUAUAUACCGUCCCCUCGCUCAUGCGUUGGCUGACUGCCUUCUCGGCUCUAGCAGCGUCCUCCGUUCCCUUUGCCCAUGCCGUGAGCUCACAGGCUUACACGUGGAAGAAUGUCAAGAUUGGGGGCGGUGGAGGCUUCGUUCCCAGCAUUGUCUUCAAUCCCUCCCAGCAAGGCCUCGCAUAUGCUCGUACCGAUAUUGGUGGCGCCUACAAGCUCAACUCGGACGAUACGUGGACGCCCCUCCUCGACUUUGUCGACAACGCAAGGUGGAACUACUGGGGCGUAGACGCGCUUGCGACCGACCCGGUAGACCCAGACCGCCUGUACCUGGCGACGGGAAUGUACACCAACUCCUGGGACCCGAACAACGGCCAGGUUCUGAUAUCGACCGACCAAGGCCAGACUUUCACACCAUCUCCUUUGCCCUUCAAGGUGGGAGGCAACAUGCCCGGACGUGGCAUGGGCGAGCGACUUGCAGUUGACCCCAACAGCAAUAAUGUUCUGUUCUUCGGCGCUCGCAGUGGGAACGGACUAUGGAAAAGUACCGAUUACGGGCAGAGUUGGGCUAAAGUCUCGAGUCUUCCUGAUGUUGGUACAUACGUACCCGAUCCCACGGAUACAAGCGGAUACAACAGCGACAAGAUCGGCGUUUCCUUUGUCACUUUCGACUCUACGUCCGGAUCCUCUGGAAAUGCUACUCCUCGUAUCUUCGUAGGAGUUGCCACGAACACUUCGAGCAAUCUCUUCAUGUCCAACGACGCAGGGUCCACAUGGUCUGCCCUCCCGGGCACAAACUCGUCUUGGAUGGCUCAUAAGGGCGUUCUCUCCCCCGCGGAGAAGGCGCUUUACAUCUCCACUUCCGACGGUGCUGGACCAUAUGACGGAACUCUCGGAGCCGUAUACAAGUACAACAUCACUUCUGGAACAAUGGAGAACAUCACACCUGUCUCUGGAAGCAACCUUUAUUUCGGAUUUGGAGGUCUUGCAGUUGAUCUGCAGAAUCCCGGUACUGUCAUGGUCGCGGCACUUAACUGUUGGUGGCCCGACGGCCAGGUCUUCCGUAGCACAGACGGCGGUAACACCUGGACAAGUCUCUGGGAUUGGGCCUCGUAUCCAACCAUGAACAGGUACUACACGUACGACGACUCACUGGCCCCCUGGUUGGGUCCAGACGGCACAGCCGACAGCAUCGUCACUCAGAUCGGUUGGAUGAUGGAAGCCCUCGCUAUCGACCCCUUCGACUCGAACCAUUGGCUGUACGGCACCGGUGCCACCAUCUAUGGCGGUCAUGACCUGCUCAAGUGGGACACCGUUCGCAAUGUUACCCUCGAAUCGCUCGCAGACGGUAUCGAAGAAACGUCUGCACAGGCCCUUCUCUCUCCACCGACUGGUCCGACAUUACUCAGUGGCGUCUUGGAUGAAGAGGGUUUCGCCCACACCAACCUGGACCAGGCGCCUUCUGCAGAGUUUGCUCCUGCUACUGGUACUGGCGUCACCGGUCUGGAUUAUGCCGGAAACGAUCCCCAAACCGUUGUGCGAGUUGGCAACGGCGACUCUACGGAUGGACCGCAGGCUGCUAUCAGCAACGAUGCUGGAAAUACCUGGGCUCUCGAUUAUGGUUCCCCAUCGGGUGUGUCGGGCGGUAAGGUCGCGAUCUCUGCAAGUGGUGACACCGUCCUCUGGAGCUCGUCGGCCAACGGUGUCCAAGUCUCUCAGUACACCAAUGCCUUCAGCGUUGUCUCUUCCCUCCCAGCCGGUGCGGCCAUUGCAUCUGACAAGAAGAUCGACUCGAUCUUCUACGCCGGCUCAGGCAAUCAGUUUUACCUCUCAACAGACGGUGGCAAGACGUUCACCAAACAAGCAACUCUCGGUACUUCGAGCUCUACUUCCACUGUUAUUGCGAACCCCGGAGUUACCGGUGAUGUCUGGGUGUCGACAGACACGGGUCUCUUCCACUCGAUAAAUAACGGUACUUCAUUUUCCGCCGUCUCCGGAGUCUCCCAGGCUUGGUCCAUCUCUUUCGGUGCCCCAGCGAGCACAGGAGGCUAUCCCGCCCUGUUCGCUAUCGCAGAUAUUUCCGGUGUCGUCGGCUACUUCAGGUCUGACGACGCAGGCACCAACUGGGUGCAGAUCAACGACGCCGCACACGGAUUCGGCUCGGCCAGUGCCAAUGUUAUCGCCGGCGAUCCGCGCAUCUACGGGCGUGCCUAUGUCGGAACUAACGGUCGCGGCAUCUUCUACGGCGAUACUGCGGGCGCUGCGUCGUCGUCCACCGCCUCAUCGACCUCCACUCGCAGCACGUCUGCAUCUUCGAGUGCACAUUCGUCUACUGUAUCGUCCUCCGCCUCACAUACGACCUCCACAAGUGCAAGCUCUAGCUCUCACUCUAGCAGCGCCUCCAGUACAUCUUCGACACCGUCAUCCACUGGCGCCCUGCAGACUGCUUACGGUCAGUGCGGAGGCCAGGGAUGGACCGGGCCCACUGCAUGUGUCGCCGGAUACACUUGCACCAGUACGAACCCUUAUUACUCCCAGUGCGUGCCCACUUGAGGUGUUUCAGAACAACGAGGGAUCGAGAACCGUCGUCCGGGGUUCCUGUGACAACACACCUUCACGUAAAACUAAAUUCAUUCUCGGCGUUUCGGGCGAACGCACACGCAACGGCACGGGGAUGUUCACCUCGCUAGGGUUAUUGAUCAGUCAACAAAGCUGCGAACUACUCUACGUACAUGAUGUGAGAUAUGAUGGAUAGUAGUGAUGCAAAUUACGAAGGGCUAUGAUAAAUUACCAACACCGCCGAAAGCUGAGGUGGAGGCCGUCUAUGAGCGUCAUACCCGCUCGUCGUCCUUUUGCAUUAGCCUCUUUCCAAUGCCCUCGAAGCAAGCAAUCAUGACACCGCAGGCAGGAGCAAUCUUUGCUAUUCGAGGCAUAAUUCCCGCGUAGAGAGCAGAAAUGCCUUCCGUCCGAACAAUCUCCUUCAGGACGGAGAUCAUCCCUACAGCUUUUGUCACUCCUGCUUCUCCGGACAUGACGAGCGCUUGUCGGCGGGUCUUCAGCACGUCAAACGGCGAGGUCGUCAGAGCAGCGGUCGUUCCACUUAAGGCCCCGCUUACGAAGGCGACACUGGCACCUUCGUAACCCGCGCUGUUGAGUGUCCGUUUGCAUAGCUCGUACCCUGCCCAGUACAGACCGCUGAAUGGGACGUCGCGCCAUAGCGUCGCUCCCAAACCUCGCCAAAGAUGCAAAUUCCCAUGCUGCCGCACAAGUGCGCCUAUCGAGGCGAGGGUAGAGCGGAGCGUAUGUGGUGUGUCUGGUGAGAUUGGGGUGCUCUGGAGGUUGGUGCGGAUGAGCUCAAGGGGUGAGACGACCGUGGUGAUUAACGUCCGUGCAGCGAUACCGGCAGUAAGUGGGACGACAGCUGAUGGCAGGAGGGGCGGCAGCGUGACGUUCAGCAGAUGGUCGUAUGUGAGCAUAUAGCACGUUGAGGACGGGACACCAAUCAUCAGAGUCGUUCCAGCACCUUUCCACAAACCCGGAAUGCCCUCUGCGCGCCAGACAUGCCGGAAUGCGUCAAAGAAUCCGUUCACACGUUCUGUCCGAAACAUGCCAUGGUCCCAAACACAAACGACCUCUCCCUCGAAGGCACGCAUAGAUACCGUUGACAUUCUCCGUAUGCACGGAGUGUUCGCAGGCUGACAGCACACAUUUGGAGGUGGUCGGGGGAACAGAGGUUGAGGUCGUGCCGGCUGGGUCUGCAAACGCGUUUUUACGACAUCAAAGGGGGUCAUCGUGAGAGCCGUUACAGUUGAGCCCGUCGCAGCCGCGACGAGCUUUGCAUGUUGGGGCUCCAUGGAGAGUGAUUCGUCAAGGACGCUUACAAGGAAGAGUCGCUCUGUGCCGUAGGUUAGC